Betta splendens (Siamese fighting fish) is the source of this 3303-nucleotide messenger RNA. RefSeq names its product nuclear receptor subfamily 1 group D member 1-like. The transcript is spliced from 8 exons. Bases 605 to 2287 code for a protein of 560 amino acids. Gene Ontology annotation, biological process: hormone-mediated signaling pathway; cell differentiation; negative regulation of transcription by RNA polymerase II. The record is from RefSeq and is a predicted model, not a curated record. Gene Ontology annotation, molecular function: zinc ion binding; nuclear receptor activity; RNA polymerase II cis-regulatory region sequence-specific DNA binding. Lineage: Eukaryota; Metazoa; Chordata; Actinopteri; Anabantiformes; Osphronemidae.
GAGAGAUCCGUGAUACACAUCAACAAACAGGCGGUUCAAGGGACACACAAAAAGAGAAGAGAAAAAAAUGGUCACAUUUCUCAGGCACCUGAAAACGUGCCGGUUAUUUUAGGACGCGUGUUGCUUAUUGAUGAGCGGGGAGUGUUUAAACUACUUCCACACUGGCCGAUGUUUUGAUGGUGACUGUACAUGGCAAGAAGCUGAACGCUGUGUAACCCAGAGGAGCCUUUACAUUCACACCUGACCACAGCCUGGCAUCACACGCUGCGCAGACGGAGAGCAGAAGCGUCCACUCGCCGUGGGAACGACCCGGACCUUCCAGACACUUGCUUUUAUUCCACUUUAACGUUUCCACCGUAGCCUUCUGCGUUUCUACCCCUUUUUUCAUCUCGCUGACCGGGUUUGCUCCGGACCCCCGAUGCCCUGCGCGCACUGUCGGUGUGAGCUCGGGGAAACACUCUCUAUGUGGCGGCAGUUCAUGACUCUUUCACCCGUUUCAACGAAGCUCCUCGGUGGCAAGCAGAGGCAGUGCGUCCAGCCCUAAGCGCCCACAAUUACACACUGUAGCACGGAACAUCACAACGAAACCGACCGACUAGGAAACAUGGAAAACAGCCCUGGUGGUGGUGUCAUCCUGUACGCCGGCUCGUCCGGCAGCGCCAGCCCGAGCCCUGGCAGCCCGUCAAGCGGCUACCAGACCCAGUCGCCCUCCUCCCACUCGCAGCCCUCGUCCCCCGAGGGGGGCUCCUUUCAGGAGAUCGGGGCCCUGAAGCAGAGAGGGGAGCGCGGGGGAGGCACCCCUUCCCCGAAGAUGGUCUUCCAGUUUCCCGACGUGAACAGCGCCCCGGUCGCCCAGCUGACGGCGGCCUCGUCGUCGAGCUACAGCCACCCGACGGCGGCCAAGCGGCCCUGCGGCUUCACCGGCACCUUCACCAAGACCGGCGGCAUGGUGCUUUUGUGCAAGGUGUGCGGUGACAUCGCGUCGGGGUUCCACUACGGCGUCCACGCCUGCGAGGGCUGCAAGGGCUUCUUCAGACGCAGCAUCCAGCAGAACAUCCACUACAAGAUGUGCGUGAAGAACGAGAACUGCCUCAUCAUGCGCAUGAACCGGAACCGGUGCCAGCACUGCCGCUUCAAGAAGUGCCUGUCCGUGGGCAUGUCCCGAGACGCUGUGCGUUUCGGCCGCAUUCCCAAGCGGGAGAAGCAGAGGCUGCUGGACGAGAUGCAGAGCUACAUGAACAGCCUCAACGAGUCGGCGUCCGUGGACAUGGAGGUGUCGCCCCCUCCCGACGGCGCCCGCAGCCCGCAGCGGCAGGCCGCCGACGGGCUGGGCUCGGCGCCGCCGCCGUACGGCGCCGACGAGAAGCCGCCCAAGAUGGCCGCCGGCAACGCCAACGUGGGCCCCGCCCUGUCGCACGCGGCGCCCAGUGGGCCGCGAGCGGUCCAGGGGGAGCAGACGGGCCUGACGUCCGGGUACCGGCUCCACAAAAGCUGCCCCGUCGUCCACGGCAACGAGAACAUCAACGAUAACAUCGACAACAAGUACAGCUACACCUCCAAUCAGAACCAGUGCCCCGUCAGCCGCGGCUCGUCGUCACAGUCCUACUCGGCCAAUCAGAACGGCUUCCCGGCUGGCGACGCCCGGGGCCACGCCCCCUGCCCCUGGAAGCUGAACGGCGGCGCCAAAGUGCUGGCGUGUCCACUCAACUCGUGUCCCGUGGCGCCGUCCAGUCGCUCCAGUCAGGAGGUGUGGGAGUCCUUCUCCCAGUGCUUCACUCCUGCUGUUAAGGAGGUGGUGGAGUUUGCGAAGAGCAUUCCAGGCUUCCAGACCCUCAGCCAGCACGAUCAGGUCAUGCUGCUCAAGUCCGGCACCUUCCAGGUUCUGAUGGUGAGGUUCUGCUCGCUGUUCGACCCCAAGGAGAGGACCGUGACCUUCCUCAACGGGCAGACGUACUCCCUGGCGUCGCUGAGGGCUCUGGGCAUGGGGCUGCUACUGGACGCCAUGUUUGAUUUCAGCGAGAAGCUGGGAUCUCUGGGACUGGAGCCCGACGAGAUGGCGCUGUUCAUGGCGGUGGUGCUGGUGUCAGCUGAUCGCUCUGGAAUAGUCGAGGUGGGAGCCGUGGAGCAGCUGCAGGAGAACCUAAUAAAAGCCCUGCGCUCCCUCAUCACGAGUCGGCGCCCGGACGACAGCACGCUCUUCCCGAAGCUGCUGCUGCGCCUGCCGGACCUGCGCACGCUCAACAACCAGCAUUCUGACAAACUCCUGGCCUUCCGCAUCGACCCCUGAGCCACGGCCUGCAGCUUCAGCCAGGCGCCGGCCUGCAGAACCCGCCGCCCACGCGAGCCCGGCCUGCCACGAACAGUCCGCCGGCCUCCGCGUGUCGGACGGCGGCGGCGGCGGCGAGCGUGAGGCUGCGAGCGGACUCGGAACAAUGCCAGCGAAGGACGGAAGCACAGCAGGGGGCGGAGGCUCCCGAACCCGAACCCAUUUCUCCUCCAGCUGCUUCCAGGGUUACUCAAAACCAUAACAACAUAUUCUGUGUUCUUCCUCGAGUUGUUUUCGUUUUCAAGUCGACUUCGGACCACACGGUUCUCGUCUCUCCCUCCUCGAGUUUGUAGAGAACAUUUUCACUCUGGAGACCAAAAAUACAGCAGGAGCCUGUUGUUGCUCACUAGACUCUGGCGCCGUCGACCGCAGCUCACCGAGCCAGCAAGAAGAGAGCACAUAUUCUUGCCCAGAGGAAAAAAAAAUGUGCAUGAGUUUUGUUUUUUACUGUACAUUCACGCAUUUGUGUAAAAUCCACUUUCCAUACACUGAGAAACCUCGUAAAUCAAUAUAUAAGAUAGCAAUAGAAAUGUCUACGAUACGGUUGGGAGAAUGUUUUGUGUUUUGCUCUGUUGAAAUGACAUAAGCUAUUUUCAUGUCAUGUGGGAAAUUGUUAUGAAAAUCACCCAUUUGUGAUUGAGAUCUAUAUAACAUUUUUAAGAAAUGAGAGUAAGUUGCAUUGUACCUGUUUGCGGUAAUCAUGGAGAAAUUAUUGGUCAUUUUAGACCGUGUCUGAUGGCUUAUAUGUUUAAUUGUCCUGCUGUACAUUUUGUAUAUAACUUUUGGUUCGUACCCUUUAUUAGAUUGCAGGUUGUAGGUUAUGCAGAUAUGUAAAUGAAGUAAGUAUUGAAAUGACUGUAAGACAUUUAAUGCAUUAUUCUACAGACUGCAAAGAGAAAGCAGCGUUUGAACCAUGAGCUUGACUAUAAACCUUUUAUUUGAAGAUAUAUGAUUAAAAUAAAUGUAUUGUCACCUAA